AUGAAAAAUUAUUUAUUUUCUUUAAAAGACUUAUUUUUUUUAGUGAAAUGUAUUUUUAAAUAUUUCCUUAUAAUGUUAAAUGGACUAUAUCUAAUAAAAUUAGUAAAAAGUUCUAUAGAGAGCAUGAACUUUAUAAACGGAAUAACAUGUUUAAUAAUAGGUUUUAUAUUAAAAAUAGUGUUAAUAACAAUAAAUUGUAUAUAUUUUAUGAACAUAUACAAGUUAAAAAUAUUUAAAAGAAAGAGUUUUUUAAAUUUAUUUAAUUUUACUAGAAUAAAUAGGAAUAUUAAUUCGACAACUAUAGAAUCCGAUGACUUUGAAUAUAAAAAAUUGAUUAAAAAAUUCUUUUUUAAGAAAAUUUUUUAUUCAAUAAAAAAAAAACAUAAAGUGAUAGAAUUAUAUAUCCUCAAAAUAUAUAAUAGUGCAUUUAAUUAUUAUUUUUGCAAUAUAAAAGAUACGUUAUAUACAAUAAUAUGGUUUAUUAGCUUAUAUUAUUGGAGGAGAGAUUCAUACGAUACUAUGUGGAAUUUCAAUAGAAUACCUACAUAUAUAUUUAACAUUUUAUUUGUUCUUUUAUCAACAUCUUACGUUGAUUUAAUUAUAAUUAUACUCAGUUAUAACAAAUCUAAAUAUUCCGUGAUGAAAUCGAAAUUGCUAAUAGAUGUAUUUUUUAGUGCUCCAAGUGCUUUUUUUUUUUCUAAACAUUUCUUUUUUUUUGAAAAUCAAACAGAUUUUUAUUUUAUGAUGGGAUUUUUAAGAAACAUCAAAAUAUUUUUAAAUGUAUCAUAUGCUAUAAUAGAACAUAAUUCUAUUCUAACAAAAACAGAAAUUAAGAUUAUUAGAAUUGUUUUAGGAGUUCUAUUAUUAUGUAAUGCAUUUGCCUCAACUAUUUAUACUAUUCAAGCUAUUCAUCCUUAUAAUUUGAAAAAUGGUAAUAUCAAUUAUUUUCUUAAUAGCUAUUUAGAUUAUUUCUAUUUCUCCAUAAUAUCUAUAUCAACAGUGGGAUAUGGAGAUAUUUUUCCAAUUAAUAAAUUAAGUAAAGUAGUAUGUAUUUUUUUUAUAUUUUGGACUUUUAUUUGGGUUCCAAUACAAUUUAAUGAUUUAAUCAUUUCCAUUUUUUCAAAAAAAAAAACUUACGGAAAACCUAGUAUGAACAAUAAAAAAUUUAUUCUAUUAAUAGGGGAUAUUGAACCGCAACAGUUAAAUGUUUUUCUUUUUGAAUCCCUUGCUUAUGGAAACAAAUUAAAAUUUCACUUACUAACUAGUUAUCCUAUAAAUUUUUAUAAGGAUCAAAUAAAACUAGCUGAUUAUUUUUCCAUAUCCUUAUAUAUUCAGAAUUCAGAUUUAAAUGAAAAAGAAAAUAUUAAUUUAUUAUCUACCAUUAAUGCUCAUAAUGCUUAUUAUUUGUUUUUACUUUCUAAUAAGUUUCAUAAUAGUCGUUAUAAUAUAGAUACCAAAUCUUUCACAAGAUUAUUAAUUUUAAAAAAUUUUUUAUUAGGAAAAAAAAAGGUAGUUAUCGAAUUAAGAAACAAUUGUAUGUCAAAUAUUAUUAAAUCAAUUGGCUAUGAAAAUUUUGUUAUUGUCAAUUUAAAAUAUUCUUUAAUUGUUAAAAAUAUAAAAUAUCCCGGAUUUAUAACCUUAAUUUUAAAUUUAUUUACUGCAUAUAAUUAUGAUAUAUAUUCAUAUAAUUUAGACAAGUUAUAUUAUUUUACAUCAUUACAAUAUAAAUAUGAAUUUACUAGAGGAUCUAGAGCCAAAAUUUUUUCAUUUCCUAUUCAUAAAAAUAUGGUUGGAUUAAAAUUUGAUAAAUUAUUUUAUAAAUUAUAUGAAUCACUUGGUAUUAUACUAUUAGGUAUUGAAACUAAUAGCAUUAUUUCAUUUAAAAGAAAACAUAAAACAAAGAGCUUUUAUAUGAAUAAUUUAAUUAAUAUAAUAAGAAAAAAAAAAAAAAAGAAUUUUAAAUUUAUCUAUUUACAUUUAUUGAAAAAGUAUAUUCAACCAUUUAAUUAUAUACAAAAAGAAGAUGAACACAAUAAUAAUGUAUAUAAUAAUAAUAAUAACUAUGUAAAACAUACAAACAAUAAAAAAUCUAUGAAUAAAAAAUGCAGUUUUUCACCAAUAGAAGAUGGUAAUAUAUCAAAGCAAAGUAUGCUCAUUGAUUAUAAUAAUAAUAAUACAAACUAUGAAUAUUCAUAUAAUAGUGAAAAUUCUUCUAAAAAGUAUAAAAAUAUUACUAAUGAUAAUAGUAAUAUUCAUAAUGAUAAUUUUUUUAAAAAAAGCAGUUAUUCUGAAAAUUACAAAAAUUUCGGUAAUAUAUGCAUAAAUAUUAAUAUUGAUAGUUUUGAUAAUAAUUUAAAACGAAGAUAUCCAAAAAAAAGAGAGAAAUUUUCUGAGAAUAUAGAAAGAUUCGAUAAUAAAUUAUGCGAUAGAAAAAAAAACACCCUAUCUAUCAAAUACAAUAGCCAAAAUAAGAAGAAUAAAAACAAUAAGAAGCUAAAAUGCUAUCUAAAUCUUUUGGGGAAAAAUUAUAUUAUGAAAAACAACGAUAAAUGUAUUGUUAUCGCAAAUUCUAGGAAAGUCAUAAAGUAUUUAUCAAAAGCAAAAGAUUUAUUUUGGUUAUUUGAAAUUAAAAGUAAAAAGAAAAAUAAAAUUUCUUAUGAUUUAAAAUCCGUUAUAAAAACCAAACAAUCCUUUAAUAAAUUUUUUACUAAAGAUAUAAAAAAAAAAAUGCCUAGUACAUCUUUAGAGAAUAAAAUAUUAUUUAAAGAAAAUGAAAACAUAAUAGCAAUAAAUUAUCAUGAUUUAUUUAAUAAUUGUAAAAUUUCUAAAAUUUUCUCAAAAAAAAGUUAUGAUUAUAAAAAAAAAUAUAAAAUACUUUUAUAUCAAGAUAUCAAAAAGAAAUAUGAAGUACCAAGUUUGAAACUACAUAAUAAUAACAAUAAUUAUGGAAAUGAUAAUGGUAAUUGUGAUAAUAAUACUACUUAUGAUAAUGAUAUAUUUAGAUGCAGAAAAUAUUCAAAUGUAAUUACUUAUGAAUAUGAUAAUACAGAUAAAAAUGUGAAAGAAAUAAAUCAUUUUUAUAAAGAUUAUAAUUUAGUAAAUAGAAAUAGCAAAAAAAAAAAAAAAAAAAGUUUUAUAACUAAUUUUAAUGAUACUGAACUAUUACAUACAGAUUACACACAGUUAAAUAAAAAUAAAAAAAAUUACUUUAUCUAUAAAAAAAAAUUGAAAAAGAAAACUUAUUUAAAUAAAUAUUUCAAUCUUAAUGAAAUAGAAAAUUUGAAAAAAAGUAGUCAAACAAAAUAUAAUUAUACAUUAAAAAAUGCAAUUGCCUAUUCCUAUAUAGAAGCGUAUGAAAAAUAUUUUCAAGAGAAUAAUAAUAAUAAAUUAUUAUUAAUAAUAAACUGCACAUCAAAUAUAAUACAAUUAAUUAAAAUGAUAAAUAAUAAAUGCAAAUAUAACGUUAUUAUAUUAACUGAUGAAAUACCACAUAUUAAUAUUUUUGAUAUGCAUAAAUAUAAUAUUGUUUUUAUAAAAUUUAAGUAUUUAGAUGACUAUAAUUUAGUAAAUGCAGGACUGAUAAAAGCAGACUAUAUAUUAAUAUUGCCAACUAAAAUAAAUGAUGUAAAUGAAAUAAAUGAAAUAGAUAUGAAUACAAUAAUAUUAACAAGAAAAGUAACGCAACUAUUGAAAAAAAUAAAAAAAACAUAUUAUAUAAACAAUAUAAUUACAGAAUUAAUUAAUCCUGCAAAUGUCAUUUUUCUUGAAGAAAAUAAAAUGAUAAAAUUAAUGGAUAAAAAAUCUCCAUAUUGUGAUUUUUUUCCUUAUGUAAAUUCAUCCAAAUUUUAUUCAAGUAAUAUUAUUUGCGAAACUAUGUUAUAUAAUUUUUUGACUCAUCACAAAAGUUUCUCUAAAUUUUCAGUUUGUAAUGAUACUUUGGAAUGUUUAAUAAAACAUGUAAGUAUUAUAUAUAUAUGUGAUUUGAAUAAAUAUUUUGAUUUCUCUUUUAAAAAAAUUAAAACUUUUCGUGAUAUUUUUUAUUUUUUAUCAAAAAGGCAUAUUACUAUUCUUGGUUUAUAUAGAAGAGGAGAUAAAAAUAUUCCUUUUUAUAUUUAUACAAAGCCAAGUGAAAGUUGUCUAUUAAGAUUUGAUGAUAUAAUUUAUGUUAUGUAA
Messenger RNA from Plasmodium relictum, 4173 nucleotides. It is a transcript of the gene K2, whose product is annotated as potassium channel, putative. Gene Ontology annotation, biological process: potassium ion transport. The transcript has a single exon. The record is from RefSeq and is a predicted model, not a curated record. Bases 1 to 4173 code for a protein of 1390 amino acids. NCBI's taxonomy places the organism in Eukaryota, Apicomplexa, Aconoidasida, Haemosporida, Plasmodiidae. Gene Ontology annotation, cellular component: membrane.